Molecule: messenger RNA, 1198 nt
Organism: Dromaius novaehollandiae (emu)
Lineage: Eukaryota; Metazoa; Chordata; Aves; Casuariiformes; Dromaiidae
Gene: DKK1
Product: dickkopf WNT signaling pathway inhibitor 1
Exons: 4
Coding region: 123-833 (236 amino acids)
Biological process (GO): negative regulation of canonical Wnt signaling pathway; multicellular organism development
Cellular component (GO): extracellular region
Molecular function (GO): co-receptor binding; receptor antagonist activity
Source: RefSeq, a predicted model, not a curated record
CCUUAGGGGCGGGGGCAGGCGGCGGCCCCCGGGGCUAUAAAGGCGGCGGCGGCGGGCAGCGCAGGUAGCCGCGACUCCGCGGAGCUGCUGCUGCCGCGACGGGGCGGGUGGGGGGGGGCAGGAUGCGGGCGCUGCUGCCGCUGCUGGCGGCGCUGAGCUGCGCGGCCCCGGCGGGGCGGGCGGCGGCCCCCGGCGGCGCCCUCAGCUCCAACGCCAUCAAGGGCCCCCCCGGGGGGGCCGCGGCCAGCGCCGCCCCGGCCCACGCGUUGCCCUUCGACGGCAGCAACAAGCCGCCGCCGGCCGCCACCCGCCAGCCCUUCCCCUGCGCCGAGGACGAGGACUGCGGCCCCGACGAGUACUGCGGAGGGGCGGCCCGGGGCGGCGGCCCCCCGCUCUGCCUCGCCUGCCGCCGGCGCCGCAAGCGCUGCCUGCGCGACGCCAUGUGCUGCCCUGGCACGGCCUGCAGCAACGGCAUCUGCGCGCCCCCCGAGCCCCAGCCCGGCGCCGGCGAGCUGGAUGAGACGGGCGCCGAGGCGCUGCCCCGACGGACGCCCGCGCCCGCCUGGCUGCCCGCCGCCAAAGGUGAGGAAGGGGACUUCUGCCUGCGCUCCUCGGACUGCGCCGCCGGCCUCUGCUGCGCCCGCCACUUCUGGUCCAAGAUGUGCAAGCCCGUGCUGCGGGAAGGCCAGGUGUGCACCAAGCACCGCCGGAAAGGCUCCCACGGCCUGGAGAUCUUCCAGCGCUGCCACUGCGCCGAGGGCCUCGCCUGUCGCCUGCAGCGGGACCACGGCCCCGCCAACGCCUCCCGCCUGCACACCUGCCAGCGGCACUGACCCCCGCCCCGACGGGAGGCACGGACUCUGCGCCGGGGCUGGCGGCACGCGGGAUGUGCCCGGCUGGAGCUUACCCGGCGCGCUCCUCCUCCCGCCGCUGGAGCUGGAGCGGAAGGUUGUUUCUCUGGGGAACUACUUUUUUUUUUUUUUUUUUUUUUUUUUAAAGCGACUAAUUGCAGUACGUUACUGUGUUGUGAAUACUCGAGGUGGCACUUAACUGUAUAUAUGCCGGAACUUUAUCGAUUAUUCCAAGGGUGCUGCCUUGUGCUCUUCAAGCUAUGACUGUGACUUUGUACACACUGGGUUUUAUCGUGUUUCAGUGGACGGACCUUCUGUUUGCAAGCGAAUAAACGGUUCUUAAAUAA